UAUACGUAUACUCUAUAGAGCCCAGGUCCAGCUGUGCAAAAUCGUCAGUUCGCGGAAGCUGCAAGCAGUCUGCAUCGUCAACAGACGAUCACCUUCACCAUCACCAUGUCCGGCGCCGAAGCGCAGCGCGUCGUGGAGGACUUCUUCGGCGUCAUCCGGCUAUUCGACGACGGCUCCGUCGUCCGCGGCGACGAAUCGACCAUCAUGCCGGUGGGGCCGUUCCCGGACGCCCCGGGCGUCCAGUGGAAGGACGCCGUGUACGACGCGGCUCGAGGCCUCAAGGUUCGCGUGUACAGGCCACACGCGGCCGCCGGCAACGAGGGCAAGUUCCCCAUGCUCGUGUACUUCCACGGAGGCGGCUACUGCAUCGGCGCCUACGACCAGCCCAUGUUCCACUCCUGCUGCCAGCGCUUCGCCGCCGAGCUCCCCGCCGUGGUGCUCUCCGUCCAGUAUCGCCUCGCCCCCGAGCAUCGCCUCCCCGCGGCCAUCGAGGACGGCGCGACGUUCUUCUCCUGGUUGCGUGCGCAGGCUGCCGCACCGGGCGCUAGCGCCGAGCCGUGGCUUGCCGAAUCGGCCGACUUCUCCCGGACGUUCGUGUCCGGCGUGUCGGCCGGCGCGAACCUGGCCCACCACGCCGUGGUCCGGAUCGCCGCCGGGCAGAUCCUGCUCGGCCCGGUGCGCAUCGCCGGAUACAUCCUCUUCUCCGCGUUCUUCGGCAGCAACGAACGCACGACGACGGAGUCCGAUCCCCCGGCCGGCGCGUCCCUGACGGUGGAGAUGUCCGACCAGCUCUGGCGCAUGGCGCUGCCGGCGGGGGCCACCAGGGACCAUCCGCUGGCGAACCCGUUCGCGCCGGGCGGCGUGAGCCUGGAGCCGCUGCCGCUGCCGCCGGCGCUCGUCGUGGCGCCCGGCCGCGACGUGCUGUGGGGCCACGUGCUGCGCUACGCCGCGAGGCUGAAGGAGAUGGGGAAGGCCGUUGAGCUCGCCGAAUUCGUGGGGGAGCGGCAUGGCUUCUCUGUUGGACAGCGGAGCGAGGCGACGGAGGAAUUGAUGGGAAUCUUGAAGCGGUUCGUGCACAAAUUACUGAAUGACGUGAACUGAGUCUUGGGCUGGUGACAUGGUGUUAGUCUUUGUCUGCCAUUCACCUUCAAAUGCAUCCUUCUAGUAUUCAUGUCUUCGUUGUUCUGUACUCCGCAAAUGUGUUAGUCUUUUUAUGUGUACGAGCGUUCAGCCGGUAAGAUUUCGUGAGCACGUGCCUCCGAAUUCUAGACUCGGCACGAGUGAUGGUACUAUUCUUUAUUCUUUCAGUUUCAGUGGUAGAGGUAUCUAUAGUAACUUUGUUAAUAUCAAGAAUUUGUCAGUCUCUCGGAGGUGCUCAUAAGGCUAAGGUAAGGUUGCGUGCGCGUAUUUAUAGGGAUGAGUGUCCGUACGUAUACGUGAGCGUCCGUGUUGUACUGUGUUUCAAAAAACAAAAUGUAUUAGUC
Molecule: messenger RNA, 1484 nt
Organism: Panicum hallii
Lineage: Eukaryota; Viridiplantae; Streptophyta; Magnoliopsida; Poales; Poaceae
Product: probable carboxylesterase 15
Exons: 1
Coding region: 106-1101 (331 amino acids)
Molecular function (GO): hydrolase activity
Source: RefSeq, a predicted model, not a curated record